GUCCUGUGUGGAGAGGAUGCGAGGAUGGAUUGAGACACACAUCUCCCUCUCUCUCUCUUUCUUUCCUGCUCUCCUUCAUUUCUGCUGAGCUCAUGUGAAGAACCGCUCUGCCUUCUCUAGCCCUUCUCGGAGGAUUCUGCUCUAGAGAUGCCAUCUGGGAAUUCUGUGGAGAUUUGAAGCUGGCGCAAUGUCUCAGCUCCUGCACAUGGAAAUCCCUAACUUUGGCAGUGCGGUGCUGGACAGCCUGAAUGAGCAGCGACUUUUGGGCCAGCACUGUGACGUGGCCAUCAUGGUGAACGGCCAGGCCUUCAAGGCCCACCGUGCCGUCCUGGCUGCCAGUAGCCUUUACUUCCGUGACCUCUUCAGCGACAGCAGCCAGACCCUUUUCGAACUGCCUUCUUCAGUCGCGCCUUCAUGUUUCCAACAGAUCCUGUCGUUCUGCUACACCGGCCGGAUGACGGUGACAGCAAGUGACCAACUUAUGGUCAUGUACACAGCUGGGUACCUGCAGAUCCAGAACAUCGUGGAACGUGGGAUGGACCUGAUGUUCAAGGCCAAUGCUCCUUACUGUGACUCGCAGACAUCUGCCACAGACGAUCCUCCCAGCCCAAACAACAACAACGCUUCACUGUUGCUAGGCGACCGGCCCACAGCCAUCUGCAAAAUUAAAGAAGAGAAGCUGGAGACCCCUGUGUGCACUCAGAGCGGUGAGCAUAAGCAAGCCGAAUAUGACGCUAAGGGACUCAGAAGCAGAUCUUUGAGGGGAAGUGCACUUUUCUACACUACCGGUGCUGGGAACGGGACCCUGAGCGUGGUUCACCCAUACGAGCACCCAUCCAGAGAUCACUCUAGCCCAGGAGCAUCCAGUCUACCCACCACAGACAGCCCCACGUCCCAUCAGAAUGAAGAAGAGGACUUUGAAGAUGACUCAUAUGACAACCUUACCGCCGGGAAGAUCUACGGUGUCUCGGCCAGUCUCUAUAGCAUGCACGAGAAGAUGGAGGUGUCCUCUCUGCCUCCUUCACUGGAAAGCCGUUUCUGCACACUGCUCGGAGGCGACAGAGAAGCUCUUCCUGCUGGCCUCAUCAGUCAGAUUGGCUACCGGUGCCAUCCUGCACUCUAUACGGAGGGAGAUCCGGGGGAGAGACUGGAACUGAUUGCAGGAUCUGGUGUGUUCAUGACACGUGGGCAGCUCAUGAAUUGCCACUUGUGCGCCGGGGUCAAACACAAAGUCCUUCUCAGGCGCCUGCUUGCUGCUUUUUUUGACAGGAAUACAUUGGCAGACAGCUGCGGGACAGGCAUCCGAUCCUCCAACUGUGAUCCCAACCGCAAACCGUUGGACAGCCGCAUCCUGAACACAGUCAAGCUCUACUGUCAAAACUUUGCCCCGAACUUCAAGGAAAGCGAGAUGAACGUGAUCGCCGCCGACAUGUGCACCAACGCCCGCCGGGUCCGUAAGCGCUGGCUGCCCAAGAUCAAAUCCAUGCUGCCCGAGGCUAUCGAGGUCUACCGGGGCUCUGUGUUGUUGGGUCAGGUGGAUGGCGUUACCCAGCCUACACCUUCUUUCUUGUUCGAGUCUGAAUUUAAGCACCUGGCCCAGGCGAACCUGACUCUGGAGCAGCAUCUCUACGGAGACUGCAGAGAGACACUGAGAAACGGCGCUCACUUCCCUGGAGCUGUUGUAGAAGAGAGGGCCAGCACGGACGCCAGCAAGGCUGAAGCAGUUCGACCACGGCCAGGAGAGAGCCCGGAGGAUGGGACUUCAAGGCAUGUAGAGAACUCUGAGAGAGAAGGGACUGUUCUGGCCCUUAAUCCGGCUAGUAAGAGGGCAGACGGGGACGGUAGCAGCCCCAAAAGCCAGCCAGAGGAACCCAGAGGAGAGCGAGCUCUGGUGGAAGACCAGUGAGUUCCUCUUUUUUGCCAUUUUAACCUGUUAUGGCUUAAAUUAAAUGUCAAAAGCUGCACGAUGGACAUUGACUUGCAAAAAACUUUAAAGCCAAAUUCACCAAUUUGCAAAAAGCUGCAAGGAAUCAAAGUCAUUUAUCAUAAGUAAUACUCUUUCUAUUACAAAUGUAAACACACAUAUACACACACACAUGCGAACACCGACUGGGUGGGUUGUUAUGCAUGUGAUGCCGAGCAUUUCAUUGACUUCUUUUCCUUAGAAUGACGAUACAUACAAUAUAUUGAUAUACUGACAUAAUGGCUAAAUGGUACAUGGACCCCUGCAUGGCAAGAUUAUAUACAAGCAAAAAGACAAUGGACCCGCACAGUAUCGCAACAUACGUCGCUUCAGAUAUCAGAGCCGUACCGCUGUUUUGGACUAUAAGAGCAGGCGAGCACAGAGGUACUUUAUUAAAAAACAGCUGACUGUGGGAACACAGAGUAGGAAGCAGAACAGAGAACAUCAUUUCUCUAGAGAGAGAAAUGCUGGACUCUCAGUUUCUCCUCCCAUGCUCUUUUUCUCUCUCUUUAUUCGCUUGGGCUCAGGCUGCUCUAUUGUACAUGCUUGCCUGAUUUUUGCAUAUCAGCUGGUCUGGGAAAUUGAAUUUCUGGUGGUUUUCGAAGUGAAAUAAAGGAAAGAAUUAUUUUGAGGGACAUACUGGUACUGCUUUUUACAUCUCACACAGAAUGUCGAUUUAUGGCAGUUUAUGAGGGAAAAAACCUAAACAAUAUGCACUGUUACCAUUUUUGUAAGAGGGUCUAAAAUAAGAGAUUAUGUUUACUCUAGUGAAUGUCUGCUGGCACAACCACACAAACGAAAACAUUAUAUUUAGGGUGGCACAGCAUGUAGUAUUGGUGCAGCGCAGCUCCAGGAUUUGCAGACCUGGGUUCCUUGACUCUAGUUACUGUCUUUGUGGAUUUUCUUUCAGAUGUAUGUAAAUUGGCUAUUCAAAAAUAAAGCCUUAAUGAUU
Trichomycterus rosablanca is the source of this 2915-nucleotide messenger RNA. Its product is annotated as nucleus accumbens-associated protein 2. The record is from RefSeq and is a predicted model, not a curated record. The transcript has 6 exons. Gene Ontology annotation, biological process: regulation of transcription by RNA polymerase II. Lineage: Eukaryota; Metazoa; Chordata; Actinopteri; Siluriformes; Trichomycteridae. Gene Ontology annotation, molecular function: DNA-binding transcription factor activity, RNA polymerase II-specific; RNA polymerase II cis-regulatory region sequence-specific DNA binding; protein binding. Bases 188 to 1906 code for a protein of 572 amino acids.